Cordyceps fumosorosea ARSEF 2679 is the source of this 1308-nucleotide messenger RNA. RefSeq names its product eukaryotic peptide chain release factor subunit 1. NCBI's taxonomy places the organism in Eukaryota, Fungi, Ascomycota, Sordariomycetes, Hypocreales, Cordycipitaceae. Gene Ontology annotation, cellular component: cytosol; translation release factor complex. The record is from RefSeq and is a predicted model, not a curated record. The coding region runs from base 1 to 1308 and encodes 435 amino acids. The transcript has 4 exons. Gene Ontology annotation, biological process: cytoplasmic translational termination. Gene Ontology annotation, molecular function: sequence-specific mRNA binding; translation release factor activity, codon specific.
AUGAACAGCGAGCAAAACGGCGAGGCCGAGAGAAACAUUGAGAUCUGGAAGAUCAAGAAGCUCAUCAAGCGUCUUGAAGCGGCCCGUGGCAAUGGCACAUCCAUGAUUUCCCUCAUCAUCCCUCCCAAGGAUCAGGUUUCUCGAAUCGCCAAGAUGUUGGCUGAAGAAUACGGUACUGCCUCGAACAUCAAGUCCCGAGUCAACAGACAAUCCGUCCUCUCCGCCAUUACCUCCACCCAGAGCAGACUCAAGCUCUACAACAAGGUCCCCCCGAAUGGCCUCGUCGUCUACUGUGGUGAAAUCCUGACGCAGGAAGGCAAAGAAAAGAAGGUCAAUAUUGAUUUUGAGCCCUUCAAGCCUAUCAACACCUCCCUCUACCUCUGCGACAACAAGUUCCAUACCGAGGCUCUCGCCGAGCUGCUCGACUCGGACCAAAAGUUCGGCUUCAUCAUCAUGGACGGUCACAGCACCCUCUUUGGUACCCUUAGCGGCAACACCCGUGAGGUCGUUCACAAGUUCUCUGUCGAUCUGCCCAAGAAGCACGGCCGUGGUGGUCAGUCCGCGCUGCGUUUCUCUCGUCUGCGUGACGAGAAACGUCACAACUACGUCCGAAAGGUUGCCGAGCUUGCUGUCCAAAACUUCAUCACCAACGACAAGGUCAACGUUGCUGGUCUUGUCCUCGCUGGUUCCGCCGAUUUCAAGAAUGACCUCAACGCCUCCGACAUGUUCGACCCUCGCCUGCAAACCAAGGUCAUCAAGGUCGUUGAUGUUUCCUAUGGUGGUGACAACGGUUUCAACCAAGCCAUCGAGCUGUCCUCGGAGACCCUGGGCAACGUCAAGUUCGUUCAGGAAAAGAAACUGAUUGGAAAGUACUUUGACGAGAUUAGCCAAGACACCGGAAAGGUCUGUUAUGGUAUCGAGGACACCCUUAAGGCUCUCGAGCUCGGUGCCGUCGAAACCCUCAUUGUCUUUGAGAACCUUGAGAUCAACCGAUGGGUCCUGAAAGAUAGCGAAGGCAAGGAGCACGUUCUCAACUAUACAAAGCAGCAGGAGACCCUCAACAAGGACAAGUUCCUUGACACGGCCAGCGGCCAGGAGAUGGAUGUCGUCAGCCAAGGCUCCUUCCUCGAAUGGAUCGCGGAGCAUUACAAGGAUUUUGGUGCCACUCUUGAGUUCGUUUCCGACCGUUCCACCGAAGGCAACCAAUUCGUCAAGGGCUUCGGUGGUAUUGGCGGUAUUCUCCGCUACAAGGUCAACUUCGAACAGUUGGCUGACGAUUCUGACGAUGAUGACUACUAUGACGGUUAG